Oryzias melastigma (Indian medaka) is the source of this 2399-nucleotide messenger RNA. It is a transcript of the gene prmt7, whose product is annotated as protein arginine methyltransferase 7. Bases 132 to 2198 code for a protein of 688 amino acids. The record is from RefSeq and is a predicted model, not a curated record. Gene Ontology annotation, biological process: peptidyl-arginine methylation. Gene Ontology annotation, molecular function: protein-arginine omega-N monomethyltransferase activity. Lineage: Eukaryota; Metazoa; Chordata; Actinopteri; Beloniformes; Adrianichthyidae. The transcript is spliced from 17 exons.
ACGUGGGCAGUCACGUGAUCUCAAACUACCCUGACGUCAGAGCCAACAUGUCUCCCUGAAAGAACUCAUUAGUUUGAGUCUCAGCCUCGAUAAUCCGGUUCCGUUUGCACCGGGUUUUACCGGCGGAGGACAUGAAGACGUUCUGCGGCGGAGCGAACCCGACCACCGGUGCUCCGGACCGGGAGGAGGAGAGCGAGGAGUUCGACGAGUUCGACUACCACCAGGAGAUCGCUCGGUCCUGUUAUGCUGAUAUGCUGCACGAUCAUGACAGGAAUGAGAAAUAUUAUGAGGGAAUCCGUGGCGCUGUGGCGAGACUGAAGGCUCGUGGCGAGACGGUCAUCGUUCUGGACAUCGGGACGGGAACCGGCCUGCUGUCCAUGAUGGCCGUCACGGCCGGAGCGGAUCUCUGCUACGCUGUGGAGGUUUUUAAGCCCAUGGCAGAAGCGGCUCAGAACAUCGUGCAGAGAAACGGUUUUUCUGACCAGAUCAAGAUCAUCAACAAACAUUCCUCUGACGUCUCCGUGGGACCAGAUGCAGACAUGCAGACGAGGGCCAACCUCCUGAUCACAGAGCUGUUCGAUACUGAGCUGAUCGGGGAAGGAGCUCUGCCCAGUUACGAGCACGCCCACCGACACCUGGUCCAGGAGCGCUGCGAGGCCGUCCCCCACAGAGCCACCGUCUACGCCCAGCUGGUGGAGUCGGAGCUGCUGUGGGGCUGGACGCAGCUGCAGCCGACAGAGGUGGGAGGACUGCGUCUGCUCCCCCCCCCCGCCGUGAGCCGCUGCGCAGGCGCCCACUCGGUGUGCGACGUGCAGCUGAGCCAGGUGUCCCCGGCCAGCUUCACGCCGCUCAGUCCAGUCUGCAGCAUGUUCAGCGUGGACUUCAGCAAACCAGUAAGCAGCGCCUUCCAGACCCACUCCUCCCAGUUUGUGGCUCGGGGCAGCGGCAGAGGUCAGGUCGUCCUGUCCUGGUGGGACCUCCACAUGGAUCCCGCCGGAGACGUCGUGUGCUCCAUGGCGCCCAGCUGGAUGUAUGCUGACCCAAAGGGGGCGCCGUGGCGGGAUCACUGGAUGCAGAGCGUCUACUUCCUGCCUGAGGAGAGUCCGGUGACGGAGGGCGCCGAGCUCUGUCUGACGGUCUGCCAUGACGCCUACAGUCUGUGGUUCAGCGUGCAGCCGCACAGCCAGAAGGACCAGCAGACUGAAGCUCCUCCCCCUCGACCCAACUGCACCUGCCAGGCUCACCUGGUCUGGACUCGGCCGCGGUUCGGGGAGCUCAAUGACAGACGGCGUACGGAGCGUUAUGUUCAGGCUCUGCGCAGCGUUCUGAAGGAAGACGGCGUCUGUCUGAGCGUCAGCGAUGGAAGUCUGCUUCCUGUGUUGGCUCACCUGCUGGGAGCUAAGAAGGUCUACAGCUUGGAGAACUCCAGAAUGUCCAAACAGGUGAUUGAGCAGGUCAUGGAGGCGAACGGCGUAACGGCAGGUGUGGAGCUGCUGGAGAUCAGAGCAGAUCACCUGAGCAGGAACGACCUCGGAGACCAACAGGUCUCACUAUUGAUGGGGGAGCCGUUCUUCAGCACCAGCCUCUUACCGUGGCACUCCCUGUUCUUCUGGUACUGUCGCUCCGCCCUGUCGGGCCUCCUGCGACCCGACGCCACCAUCCUGCCAUGCUCCGCCUCCCUGCAUGUGGCAGCUGUGGAGUUCCAGGACUUGUGGAGGAUUCGAGCCCCGUGUGGUCGAUGUGAAGGCUUCGAUGUCUCUCCCAUGGAUGAGAUGGUUCAGCGCUCUCUGGACUUCCGGGAGUCGCGGGAGGCGGAGCCCCACCCCCUGUGGGAGUAUCCGUGCCGAGCUCUGACCCCGUCCGCCGCUGUCAUGACGUUCGACUUCACCCAGUGUGUCCCCACCCAGCCAAUCAGCAGCCAGGGCUCCCUGCCUCUGGUCAGGAGCGGUCGCUGCCAUGGAGUCGUGCUGUGGAUGGAGUAUCAGCUGACUGAUGACAUAAGCGUCAGCACAGGUCUGACUGCACCAAUCAGUGAACAGGGCGGCUGUGAAUGGAGUCGGCACAGGAAGCAGGCGGUGUACUUCCUGCGGUCGCCGUGGCAGAGUUCAGGUGACGGCGGCGCCGCGCUGUCUUACAGCUUCACCUUUGAACCCGGCUCAGGUGAUGUUAGGAUGGACUUCAGCGUCGGCGCUCUGUGACGACAGACAGUCUGGAGAUUCACUCUGGAAAUGUUUUCUAUGAUUUAUUUGGAUUUCAUUCUGAAACUCAAACAUAAAUGAUUCCUUUACAAAAAGAUGGAGUCCGUCAUGUUAAAGUAUAACAGGUUUUAUUCAGCUCUGAAAACAGAAUCUUACUGAAUCUUUUUCCUCAAAUAUUCAAUAAAACCAAAUAAUUGAUUA